Molecule: messenger RNA, 2662 nt
Organism: Physeter macrocephalus (sperm whale)
Lineage: Eukaryota; Metazoa; Chordata; Mammalia; Artiodactyla; Physeteridae
Gene: ZDHHC16
Product: zinc finger DHHC-type palmitoyltransferase 16
Exons: 14
Coding region: 441-1574 (377 amino acids)
Biological process (GO): protein palmitoylation
Cellular component (GO): Golgi apparatus
Molecular function (GO): palmitoyltransferase activity
Source: RefSeq, a predicted model, not a curated record
GGAUGGGCGGGCGGCGGGUCCGGGUCUGGAGGCUGAAGCUGUGGGCUGUGGGCCAUGGUUGGCUGGAUUGAGCCAGGCCGGGCCGGGGCGCCGAGCUGGAGGGGGUGGCAGUGAGCGGCGGCGGAGGCUGCAGGCUUCGAUUUGGCUGACUGGGGAGUCGGCCGGUGGCAGAUUUGGAACUCAGCCCCAGAGAUAAGAGUUGACUUGUACAGUGUCUCUAGAGACCAAACCGCUUUCCGAUCUUGCUGUCGGAUCCUGUCAAGCGGAGCGUGUUAGUCUGGAAGGGAGGUCUGCACGUGAAUAAAAUGCUGCUCUUACUGAUGAUUGACAUCUGCUGCUUGAGGCUGUAAACAUCCUGAGAACAGCCUUCGUCCAAAUGAGAUUUGUCGACCUUCUUCUCAGUUUCCUCUGCCUUCUGGUGGCUUUGGAAUCUGUGAGCCAUGCGGGGCCAGCGGAGCCUGCUGCUGGGCCCUGCCCGCCUCUGCCUGCGCCUGCUUCUGCUCCUGGGCUACAGGCGCCGCUGCCCACCUCUGCUCCGUGGCCUGCUUCGGCGCUGGCGCUAUGGCAAGGUCUGCCUGCGCUCCCUGCUCUACAACUCCUUUGGGGGCAGUGACACCGCUGUGGAUGCUGCCUUUGAGCCUAUCUACUGGCUGGUGGACAACGUGAUCCGCUGGUGUGGGGUGGUGUUCGUGGUGCUGGUGAUCGUGCUGACCAGCUCCAUCGUGGCCAUCGCCUACCUGUGUGUCCUGCCCCUCAUCCUUCAAACCUACUCAGUGCCACGACUCUGCUGGCAUUUCUUCUAUAGUCACUGGAAUCUGAUCCUCAUCGUCUUCCAUUACUACCAGGCUAUCACCACUCCACCUGGAUACCCACCCCCGGGCAGGAAUGAUAUCACAACGGUCUCCAUCUGUAAGAAGUGCAUUAACCCCAAGCCAGCCCGAACACACCACUGCAGCAUCUGCAAUAGGUGUGUGCUGAAGAUGGAUCAUCACUGCCCCUGGCUAAACAACUGUGUAGGCCACUAUAACCAUCGGUACUUCUUCUCUUUCUGCUUUUUCAUGACUCUGGGCUGUGUCUACUGCAGCUACGGCAGUUGGGACCUUUUCCGGGAGGCUUAUGCUGCCAUCGAGAAAAUGAAACAGCUCGACAAGAACAAACUACAGGCGGUUGCCAACCAGACUUAUCACCAGACCCCACCACCCACCUUCUCCUUCCGAGAAAGAGUGACUCACAAGAGUCUUGUCUACCUCUGGUUCCUGUGCAGUUCCGUGGCACUUGCCCUGGGUGCCCUAACUGUAUGGCACGCUGUCCUCAUCAGUCGAGGUGAGACUAGUAUCGAAAGGCACAUCAACAAGAAGGAGCGACAUCGGCUGCAGGCCAAGGGCAGAGUUUUUAGGAAUCAUUACAACUAUGGCUGCUUGGACAACUGGAAGGUAUUCCUGGGUGUGGACACAGGAAGGCAUUGGCUGACUCGGGUGUUAUUACCUUCCAGUCACCUGCCCCAUGGGAACGGAAUGAGCUGGGAUCCCCCUCCCUGGGUGACUGCUCACUCAGCCUCUGUGAUGGCAGUGUGAGCUGGAGUGUGUCAGCCACAACUUGAGCACCACCCUGCUUCCUCCAUUGCCUCAAGGGCCUCCAAGGAUAGCUUCUUGGAAUCCUUGAGCAAAAAGAGCCAGUGGGCCUGCCUUACAGUACCAUGCAGGGACAGCUCAAGGACCAGUCUCCCGGCCAUGGCGGAAGCAAGGCAUGAUGUGGGAAAAUCCUAGGACUGAUGUCCCUUUACUCAGGCAAACAGAAGUUCCAGCCCCAGACUGGAGAUCAGGCAGCUAGCAACCUUGCCGGGUACUGACCCCGACCUCCUCCAGCUUACAGCACUGGGGUUGGCUACCACCUCUUCCACUUGCCGUCUGAGAAAACACCUGAAUGGUAGAGCUGAGAUCCUGGCUUCUCAACAGGGCAAAGAUACCAGGCCUACUGCUGAGGUCACUGCCACUUCUCACGUGCUGAAGGGAGCAAAAAUAAAGGAGCUGAGACCUGCCCAGCCAGCUCUGCAACAGAAGCAUUCAUACACAGCUGAUCGUUGAACAAGGCGGGGGUAAGGGGAGCCAACCCUCCGGUACAGUCGAAAAUCCACGUGCAAGUUAUAAUGGUCCCUCUUUACACAGUUCCUCCAUAUCUGCAGUUCUGCAUCUGUGGACUCAACCAACCACAAGUAUGUUGUACUAUAUAGUUUUUACUACUGAAAAAAAUCUGUAUACGUGGACCUGUGCUGUUCAGACUUGUUUUGUUCAAGAGUCAGCUGUACAUUCUCAUUUAGUUUUCAUAACAACUCUCUUAGAAAUAUCAUUUCCCCCAUUUUAUAGAGGAGGAUGUGGAGGCACAAUAAAUUACCAGUGGUUUUUCCAGGGUAACAGUGAAAAAGUCAGGAAUCAAACCCAGGCCACGCUCUGAGUCCAGUGUUCUUUCUACUUUACAUCAGGUGCUGGAUCAUCCACAAAGGGCCGGACAGUGCAGAGUGGGGCACUUAGGGAAUUAGUGAGGUUCCACGGUGUGCAUGCACAGGUUCACAAUAGCAACAGCUGCUGUCACUUAUGUCACUUAUGAGGAGCAGCGCUUCUCAAACUCCAGAGUAUGUACAGGUUACUUGAAGAUCCAGUUAAAA